This is a messenger RNA of Saccharomyces eubayanus, 1368 nucleotides long. RefSeq names its product mRNA-processing endoribonuclease (gene SWT1). The record is from RefSeq and is a predicted model, not a curated record. The coding region runs from base 1 to 1368 and encodes 455 amino acids. Lineage: Eukaryota; Fungi; Ascomycota; Saccharomycetes; Saccharomycetales; Saccharomycetaceae. Gene Ontology annotation, cellular component: nucleus. The transcript has a single exon.
AUGACUGAUGAAAAACAAUCCUCUUCACAAGACAGCGACCAUAUGAUACGAGACCCUCUGAAUGGCUCACUAUUUUACAAAAUAUCUGAAUCUAUAAAGAAUAUUGCUGAUACAAGACCACAGGGCAAAUACACUGUUCAAGAUAUCGAUAAUAUCAUAGCGUCUACAUCUGAAGGCGCAGAUACUGUUCAACCAAGUGUCAUUAGCGCAAGUACAGGACACGACGAAGACGGCGAUAUGCCAAUGUUUGACUUGAAUGACGAAACCGAUGUUGAAAUGAUUUCUAAGUAUGUUUCGAAUCAAAGAGGGUUAGGCGCACAUUCAAUAACGCCUUCCAUGCAACAGAUUGACGAUAGUAUACCCUCAUUAAAUCCGACAACUUUGAAAACAGUUUUUGUUGUGGACACAAACUUCAUUAUUUCGCACCUGAAUACUUUGGAAACUCUGAGGUCGUUUUCAAGUACUUAUCAUCAUUUAAUCGUUGUGCCAAGCACUGUUAUUCAAGAAUUGGAUGGGUUGAAAAAAAACUCCAAUGUCAUUAAGGAUGGUGACACUGAUAAGGAACAAGGUAGAACAAUAGGCGUAUUGGCCAGAUGGGGUAAUGAAUGGAUCUAUAAAAAUCUAGCCAAUUUAGAUUCUGGUUUAAUGGGUCAAAAACUGAAGCAGAGAUUGAACCCAAACUGUCGGAAAGAUGACUCGAUAUUGGACUGUUGUUUGUAUUUCAAAGAAGUACUAAAUUGCUUUGUGAUUUUGUUGUCUAAUGAUAAAAACCUUUGUACGAAGGCGUUGACUGAAGGUUUAUUAACUGUAUCUUUUAGGAAAGGCAUGGAUGCGAAUCUAAUUGCUUCAAAAGCAUAUGAAGAGAAUCAGUUGAGAUUCGGUAGUUCACCUAUUCCUAUCGCUGUUACACACCACGAUAUAAUAUUACAUUCUCAUACGCCUAAUCCAGAAACUACCUCUUUGCCAUUAGAUGAGCUUUUACAAAAUAUUUUUGAGCAAGUAAAGGACACAAUUUUCUUCGCCAUUGACCACGCUUUGAGAAAAGAGUAUGGUGAAGAUAUUGAAUUUAUUGAUUACAACCCAGAUAAACUAACCACAAUAGCAAACGCUUCACAUUACAUUCAUACGUUUUGGGUAUCUGUCUUUUCAGAUUUUUUCAAGCACUCAAAAAUCAAGAAGAACGACUGGAAAAAUUUACCCAAUAUCUUAGUAUCGAAACCAACGAACCUGAAUGACUUGAGAACGUUCGAACAAUUUUGGGAAAAUGUGUUAAAUUUUCUAUUCACCAAAUUCACGAAUGAGCACAAACAGCUACUAGAGGAACAAAUUCACCGAUGGCAAGCGUCUAUUAAUGCCACAUCUACUUGA